AUGGAUCCUGGCGCAAUGACCGAAGAGCAGCAGCUGGAAUGGGCGCUGCGCAUGUCAAUGCAGGAAACCACUGGUGCACCCAGUUCUACAGCAGCCGAACCAGCACAACAAGACGUAGCACCGGUCACAUCGCCGUCCUCCGAAACUAUAGCGUCAACUCAACUUUCGGAGGCCGAAAAUGUCCCAAAAACUGGAGGUGACACCAACACCAGCAGCACAGCCGAACCUAUGGAAGUUGAUGAGCCAACACCACCAACAGCAGCAGAAAUGAACGCGGUAAGAUCAAAUUUGUUUGAUGUUUUAGAACUGUUUGCUGAGGCCUGCUACUUGAUUUGCGGGUUUUUCUAA
This is a messenger RNA of Gongylonema pulchrum, 348 nucleotides long. The record is from the annotation of a GenBank genome assembly. NCBI's taxonomy places the organism in Eukaryota, Metazoa, Nematoda, Chromadorea, Rhabditida, Gongylonematidae.